AGUGUCGCCUAAUACCACUUCUUCAGCACAUCUCAUUUACGUGAUGUGCUACAUUACUGUUAAAAAUGUAAAAUUAAGUGUAUUAAAAUAUAAAAAAAACAUUUUUUAACGCAAAAGAUUUAAGUCCUCAAAAUGUCCUAAUUAAGUAAUAACGUUUUUAACGAUAAAUCAACUGUAAAAUAUUUGUAAAUUAAGAAAUUAAAAUUUAAUAGUAAGUAAAUAAGCGAGAAAAGUGUUGCUUCAACGUUAUUUAAACGUUGACUUCAACUUGCAUUUAGAAAAAUCUAUACCAAUAUGGCUGAAGAAGAAAUGCAGGCGCACGAUUUUGUCCGCCGUCGAAGUUGGUCUCGAGCUGUAGCGCUCUACGAUCAGAUUCUAGCACAGAUUUUAACGCAAAGUUCAAAUCCUAAUAGAUCGUACAAGGACCGCCAAAUCACUUGUCUGCUUGGGCGUUGCGAGUGUCUAUUAGAAUUGGGCAAAUAUGAAAGCUGCCUUUCCGAUGCACGUAAAGUGUUAGCUCUACUUUCAGAACAAACAGACUGCCUAGCGAGUAUAUCAAGAGCAAGACGUUGGCUGAUUCAUGCUCUUUGCAAAUUAAAAUUAUACACAGAAGCGGAACAAAUUUUAUUUGAUUGGAUUGCAGAGUUUAAUAGCCAACAAAAUUUUUCGGAUAUUUCGAAAACACUUGAACGGUACAAAUCAAUUAUACAAAUGAUUAACGGACACAAAUCUGCGCAUAAAAUAACCAAUUCUCGACUUGAAGAUGAAAUGGCGGUGUUAGAUACGAAAAUCGAUCAUUGGGCUACUAAUAAUUUGCCACUGGAUAAGUAUAGUAAGCUGUUAAGUAAUAAAGGUCUUAAGAAACGGGAAGGUAUAACGCUAAAUGGCUCUGCCAGUAGUAGCAGCAGUAUAAGUAGUAGUGGGAGUGGCACCAGUAUGACAACAAUGGUACAAAAGUCAACAGAUUUAUUAUCCGCUCUAAGAAUAAAACAUCACGAGGAUAGUGACAAUGCAACCACAUGUUCUUACUGCGCUAUUUCAUUUCAGUCAAGAAACGAAUUGCGUCAGCAUUGUCAGACUGAGAGUCAUCAAAAUGUUAUAAUGUCGUAUGAAGGACGAGACUGGAAAUGGCGACCACCACCUCGAGGAUUUACGCUUGAUUCUUAUAGUAUCUGCGAAGCAUUCACUGAAUCACAAACUUGCCAUUAUGGCAAUCAAUGUGUGGAGGCGCAUGGUCUGGAUGAACUCAACGAGUGGAAAGAAAGAUUUGAAUAUAGACGUAUGCGCCUGCAGAAAGCUUGUGAAAAAGAACUUUAUGGCAAAUCUUAUACAGAACAAAUUCUUGAUCGUUGGAUACAAGCAACUGCACCCGAACGAGUAAUGUCUGAAAAGGUUGAGGGUAUUGAGGCAUCGUGUGAGAAUGAUCUUGUUACAAGUAUAAGUUCAAAAACCUCAAAACGUACAUGGACUUUCCUUUUGAAAACAUCAAAGAAUCUUAGAGCAGUGGCAUUAUUACAAGAUGCGCAUCGUAAUCAUUUUGCAAUUAAAUCCAUCAGAGUUGGUGCAUCUCAGCCUUCAACUGCACAUGAAGUUGAACUUAAAUCUAACCAGGAAUGGGUUUUAACAAAAAGCAAUGAAAAGGAAGAUGGUAUGCUGCAAUGUAAGCCAACUUUUGCAGAAAAUUGUGAAAUAGAGACUGUUAUUAAGAGCGCUGAAUUAGAACAUCAAGUCACUAUUGAAUUUCACACAGAUAUUUACGGUACUUUUCGGCAAGCAAUUUGUUUUGAUUUCGGUUCAGAGCCAUUACUUGUAAAGCAAUUAUGUGUGGAUGUAGUGCCUGUGGGAGAAGUUGAGAAAAUAGAGGAGAUUAAACGUGACAUAAUAAACAGUUCUGCAACCCGUUGGGAUAUUUCAAAUACGAAUUUAGUAAAAUUUGAAACUACCAUUGGUACACACCUUAAGACUGAGGCUUACCUAAGAGAUCUGAAGCACGAGAAAGAGAUGCUAGAGAGAUAUCCUUGUCCACGUGCUGAAACAUUUACGCUAACACAAUCUACCAUUGUGGAAAAGCGUCUUACACAAAAUAAUUAUCGUUCGCGUAUACAUGAAUUACUUUAUGUAGAGGAAAUUGCUCGUUACGAACAAAUAGCGCGUUACAAUGUACGUACGAAACUUACCGUGAUCUCCAAAUAUAUUCUCACACCAGCUGGGACUGCAACAAGUACAACAAAGUAUUCUAUAUCUGGUGAAUUCUUUGCUUUAAUGCGUUUAGGUAAAGACAUAUCGGAAGAUACUUCAGCUGGUCGCCUCAUUUUAUUCAACUGCUCCAGUGUUUAUAUAUCACAGCCUGAUGACCAUUUAAUAACUAAAGAAAAGGAACGUAAGGUAUUUGAAGCAAUAGUUGAAGAUAAAGGAAAAAAUGUGAUUUAUUUAAAACUCUCCGCGAAAUGUGUUGAAGAUAUGGCGUUGAAAGUGGAUACAGACAUUGAAGUUGACAUCCAAUUUCAGUUAAAUCGUCUACCUUAUUGUGAAUGGCAUAACGCAGUGGAUAAAAUAACAGAUUUUAAAAUAAUAUUUCCUGCAACUGAAACUGAGCCAAGCAUACCUUGGACUCCUAAAAAACAAUGGUCAGAUACUUGCGAGCCGAAACUCAAUGCUAAACAGCGCGAGGCUGUCAAUGCAAUUACUACUUCAUUGGAUAUAAAAUUACCACCCAUUUUGCUUAUUGGACCUUUUGGCACAGGAAAAACCUACACAUUAGCCCAAGCCAUCAAACAGCUUUUGACGCAACCUGAAGCGAAAAUACUCAUUUGUACUCAUUCAAAUUCAGCUGCCGAUCUAUACAUAAAAGAAUACUUACAUCCAUGGAUUGAAAACGGCAUAGAAGAAGCUACACCUCUGCGCGUAUAUUAUCACAAACGUUGGGUAACAACAGUGAAUAGCGUUGUACAAAAGUAUUGCAUUACUGAUGGCGCAGGGUAUUUCCGUCGACCUACAGUGGAAGACAUAAUGAAACAUCGAAUUGUUGUGGUGACACUAAGCAUUUCAAUGGAAUUAGCUACACUGGGUCUACCAAAAGGUUAUUUCACACACAUAUUUCUUGAUGAAGCAGCACAAGCAAUGGAAUGCGAGGCAAUAAUGCCCUUAGCUCUAGCUAAUGACAGUACUCGUAUUGUACUUGCUGGUGAUCACAUGCAAAUGAGCCCUGAAUUAUUUUCAGCAUUUGCAAAAGAACGUAAACUGCAUAUAUCCCUACUGGAGCGAUUGUAUGAUCAUUAUCCAUCUAGUUUUCCAUGCAAAAUUUUACUUUGUGAAAACUACCGCGCUCAUGAAGCAAUUAUUAAAUUUACAUCAGAAUUAUUCUACGAACAAAAAUUAAUAGCAUCCGGCAAGCAACCACGUCAUGAACGUUUUUAUCCGUUAACGUUUUUCACAACACGUGGUGAAGAUAUACAAGAUAAAAACUCAACAGCUUUCUACAAUAAUGCAGAAGUCUAUGAGGUUGUUGAGCGUGUCUCUGAGCUUCGAAAAAAAUGGCCGACGUCCUGGGGUAAAAUCAACGAUGCCAGCAUCGGUAUUAUGACACCAUAUGCAGAUCAAGUUUUUCGUAUACGAUCGGAACUUAGGAAACGUAGGAUGGGUGGUAUUUCUGUUGAACGUGUGCUAAAUGUACAAGGUAAGCAAUUUCGAGCUGUAUUUCUUUCGACAGUGCGAACACGACGUACCUGCAUACCACAAGUAAUGAAUGGUGCACAGCCAGGUAACUCUCUAGGUCCUCCAGAAGAUACAGAUUAUGGUUUUUUAAGCAAUUCAAAAUUACUCAAUACUGCUAUAACUCGUGCGCAAAGUCUUGUUGCAGUUAUUGGUGAUCCGGUUGCAUUAUGUUCGAUUGGACGUUGUAGAAAAGUGUGGGAAAGGUUCAUAGAAAUUUGUGAUGAAAAUAAAUCGCUGUUUGGCAUAACAUGGUCUUAUCUUCGUUCACAGUUAGAUGGAGUCGAACUGAAACGUGGUUAUGUACUGAACCCGCUGGCACCAGAAUUUAUACCACGUUCAAUGCAACCAGAAGCAUAUUUACGUGACCAAACUGCUAUGUUUUUAAUGGGUGCAAAUUUAGCAAAUAGUCAUCAUGGCCCACCACAUAUGGGAGCGCUUCAUAAUGCUGGGCACAUGGUACCCCAUGCCAAUAUGUUAGCAGCAGCAGCAGCUGGACAAAUGCCAAACCAUCAUGGUAUGGGCAAUCAGCCAAUGCCACAUAUGUAUCCGCAAUAUCCAGCUGCGGCCGCUUACAAUGCGGCUGCAGGGCCGGAAUCAAUAAUGAAUCAGAAUAUGAAUAAAGGAAUGCAUCAUUUUCCUAACCAUCCGAAUCAUAUGGGCAUACGUGGCAUAGGACCUCAACAACCACCUCCACCCCAACUUUCGCAACAAUAUAAUCCGCGGGGUCCACCACCUUCGGUCCAUCUCAAUCAACAACAACCACCAACAGCAGCUGGUCAAAUACCACAAUAUAUGUGGCAACAAGCACAACAGCAAUUACGUGGUGGUCCGCCCACUGCUGGCGGUGGUUAUCCUCCUGGAGCAUUGCAACAAGGAUCAUUACAAAAUCAAAACCCUAAUGCCAGCCUUUGGGGACCACCACCCCAAUCAAACCCUUGGAGUGUCUUACCAAAACAACCUUUACAACAACCGCCUAAUGCUGCUGGAAAUAAUAGACAAUUACCGCCGCCACCUCAGCAGCAAGUACCGGGCGGUAUACGUGGUGGAAGUGUACCAUUACAACCUCCACCAAAUCAAGCAAUGCGUACUAACCCAAAUGAUUUAGGAUAUUUACAAAGAAAACCAUUAUAUGGACAACAGCAUCCACCGCCACCUAAUCAACAACCCCCACAGCAUAAUAACUUUCAAAACUACUCUGGUGGGAAUGCUGCCAAUGGACAAAUGCGAAUUUUAGGAAUUUUAAGUCCUAUGAAACAAGGCAUGCAACGUUCGACGACAAACAAAUUUUAUAACGUUGUGUAUCCUGGCGUUUCCACACCAAUUGCGAAUAGUAAUUUUCAAAAGCCUCAACAGAUACCAAAUAAUAAACAACAGUCGCCAACCUCUUUGCAUUUUCCACAACCACCGGAACAUUUGGCUCUACUGCCUCCAAAUGUAACCAUCUAUGAAAUGGCAUUUGAACCCAAAGAGUCUCAAUAUAGAUGGUAUUUGAAACUGCUAGAGACUCAUGGUCAGGAAGCUGCCAAUAAGUUUACAGAGCUUUUACGUCAAGUUAUGGCCAUGCUACAUCAGCAUCAACAGCAACAGGACACCACAAAGCCACUGCCGCAGCUUCAACAACAACAACAACAAACGAAUUUAAACACUAAUCAAAUAAUGCAGCGAGAGCUAAUGCAGCAAGGUUUGCCACCGCCCAUGGGGGCUGCUGCAAAUUCAUUAAAUCACCAACCGCCUCAACUACAACAAAAUGAACAGCAUCGAAUCAGUAAUAAUGGAAUCGGUAUGCAGCAUUUCAUGAACGCCGGCAUGAACCCAGGUUCAUCAUUAAUAAAAGCCGCAGCAAGUGAUACUCCACCAUUAGACACAGGUGUUAAUUUUAAUCAACAAAUAGAUUUGGUUUUUAAUUCUUUGAUGACUGGUAAUGAAAUAUCACCACCCAUUCUACGUGAUCUGUUUGGUAUGGUGAGCGGUCCUCCUAACAACGGUAUGAAUAAUAAUAUGAGUGGUCCUGUGAUUAAUAACAUCAAUAAUGAUCUCUUGCUAACUGGCGCACAAACUGGAUCAGCACCACAAAGUAAAGUGUUUCCGUUGAUCAAUAAUAUUAACGAUGCAAACAGUCUAGCAGUGCAACAAACGCAACAGUCGCCGCUUAAUAUCCCAAAGCCACAGCAGCAACAAAUGUUUCCAAUGCAUCAAGCUGGACAUAAUUUGCAGCAACCGCAACAAACACAACAAAUCAAUACAAACAAUUUUUUGGGUAACAAUGCAGCGUCUCAUAACUACGGUGCGUCAACGUCAUCAGUGCCGCUUUAUCUACGACAAGCUUUAACUGCUGGUAAUGGAAAUAAUACUAUACCUGGAAAUAGCGUACAUAACUACCAUAACAGCAAUGCUUCCAUGCAAACGGGUGGUAAUGGAGUCAAUAAUAAUUUGAAUACUCAAACACUUCAUAAUUCAACGCACGAAGGCUUACUAACAGGUGGUACAAAUGAUAUACUGGCAGGUCUUGAAACUGGUGCUUGUAAUCUUAUCGAAGCACUUUUUCAAGCAAAUGCUGCAAACUCCGAACAUCAAAACAACAACACCGCUUUUCAUAAGUUGCUUUAUAACAAUUACACUGCAUCGCUAAAACCUAACGAAUUAGACAUUUUCAUGCGGGAGCAUAAUUUUGGACUAGCUGGUAUAAAUAAUACGAAUAUGGAUAACACAGCAGUUACCGGUACUAACCAUCACCAACCACAUAUACCACAUACCAACAGUGGUGCAAAUGCACCCGAUGGUCGGAACACUACCUAUGCAGCUGUAUUAAGUCAAGGACCGCAGCAACCAGCUAUAGGUGGAGCAGGCGUUGGAAAUAAUCCACAUGCAAUGCACCACAAUUUUCAAAAUGAACUGGGAAAUACUACUAACAACAUGAAUAGUAAUAUUGCCAAUAGUGGUGGUAAUGGAGUAAUCGAAAUCGAAAAGGAUCCGUUUGCUGCUAUACGUGAACUUGGCCAAGGAAGCAAUGGAUUUUAUAAUUAUUUUCAAUGAGCUAUAUUUUACCCACACCAGUACAAUCUGCAUUACUAGGUGAUCAAAUUAUAAAAAAUCCAUUUUGUCGUGAGUCAAGCCAAUGAAAUAAUGGCUUUUAAAAUUUUCUAUAAAAUAACUUUUCUCCAUAAAAUACACCACGUAUGUUUGAUAUCAAAAAUUGCUGGGUCUCCUAUUAUUAGUUGUAUUUUUAAAAGCAAAUUGCAAAUAUUUGGUAUUAGCUACAAAACUGUUGCAAUCUGAUAUAUGUUUGAUAUAUUUAAUUUAAGCUUAUAUAUAAAAUAUGUUUGUGUGUUAUGUACUAUGGUUUAAUAUGUUUCGCUUUUAGUUUAAACAUAAGCUAUAUUCUCUCCUAAUUUAAAAGCCCAGCAUUUUUAAUGAUACCAAGCGUACCAUUUAUAGUAACUUUU
Molecule: messenger RNA, 7157 nt
Organism: Teleopsis dalmanni
Lineage: Eukaryota; Metazoa; Arthropoda; Insecta; Diptera; Diopsidae
Gene: Helz
Product: probable helicase with zinc finger domain
Exons: 6
Coding region: 295-6747 (2150 amino acids)
Biological process (GO): regulatory ncRNA-mediated post-transcriptional gene silencing
Cellular component (GO): cytosol; P granule
Molecular function (GO): helicase activity; zinc ion binding; protein binding
Source: RefSeq, a predicted model, not a curated record